Messenger RNA from Aspergillus ibericus CBS 121593, 1704 nucleotides. Its product is annotated as aminopeptidase P family protein. Gene Ontology annotation, cellular component: mitochondrion. Gene Ontology annotation, molecular function: manganese ion binding; metalloaminopeptidase activity. The record is from RefSeq and is a predicted model, not a curated record. NCBI's taxonomy places the organism in Eukaryota, Fungi, Ascomycota, Eurotiomycetes, Eurotiales, Aspergillaceae. The coding region runs from base 80 to 1576 and encodes 498 amino acids. The transcript has 11 exons.
CCGAACCAAACGCGGCCGAGAUAGCCAGUCUUGUUUCCGACAGAGCUUGUCCAACACCUUCAAUGGUGCUUCAAUAACGAUGUCAACAUGCAAAGCAGCCAUCCGCCAAUGGCCUCGUUAUCUCCGUCGCCAGGCACCUCUCACCUCCGUUCCGCAUAUUAGCCGGCCGGUACUCCAACAUCCUGCUCUGCGCCGUACUUACGCCUCUAUCUCCGCCGCGGAGCUCAAAUUCGGCCAGCCGCUACACGAGACGCAUCCCCAUAUCCUGAACCCCGGAGAACUCACACCUGGGAUAACGGCUCUCGAGUAUGCUCAACGCCGGUCACGACUCGCCAACAAAUUACCCAAGUAUGCUGUCGCCGUGCUCGCUGCUGCAGAGGUCACGUACCGUGCCUCGGGAAUAUUCAACGAAUACCGACAGGACUCGAAUUUCUUCUACUUGACAGGUUUCAACGAACCCAAUGCGUUAGCCAUCGUCGCGAACGACGGGUCCGGGAACAAUCACCUCUUUCAUCUCUACGUCCGGGAGAAGGAUGCCAAAGCCGAACUUUGGGAUGGAGCUCGCUCUGGCACCCGUGCAGCAAUCGACGUUUUCAACGCGGACGAAUCGGGAGACAUUGAACGCAUCGGGGAUCUCCUUCCUAAGAUCCUUGCGGAUGCCACAAAAGUCUAUACGGACAUUCCGGCCUUCAACCCUGGAAGGUCAUCCUUGCACCGGUACCUGUACGGCCCUACGGGAGCAUCCGAGAAGCUCAAGAAGCUGGUCGACUACCGGAAGGUUAAGUCAUUGCGCCCCAUUCUCAACGAGAUGAGAGCCUUCAAGAGCGAGGAUGAAGUCGUGCAAUUGCGCCGUGUUGGACAGGCUUCCGGGAGAGCGUUCACCGAGUCCAUGAGGCAGACAUUUACCAAAGAGAAGGACUUGACUGCUUUCUUGGAGUACAAUUUCAAGCGCAAUGGCUGUGAUGGCAGCGCAUUCGUCCCGGUUGUCGCGGGUGGAUCUAAUGCCCUGAGUAUUCACUAUACCAGAAACGAUGACGUUUUGAGGGAUGGGGAUAUGGUUCUAGUCGAUGGAGGUGGCGAGGCAGGCACUUAUAUCUCCGACAUCACCAGAACCUGGCCGGUUAACGGCAAAUUCUCCGAUCCCCAGCGUGAUCUGUACAACGCCGUGCUGAGUGUGCAUCGCAGCUGCAUCUCCCUCUGCAGAGAAGAUGCUGGGCUCACUUUGGACCGGUUGCAUACCAUUGCCGAGAAUGGCCUGCGAGAGCAGUUGAUACAGCUUGGGUUUAAUAUCUCUGGUGAUGCCAUGGGCAUUCUUUUCCCUCACCACCUGGGUCACUAUGUUGGCCUUGAUGUCCAUGACUGCCCCGGGUAUUCCCGCGGCUACAACCUUAAAGCAGGCCAGUGCAUCACCGUGGAACCUGGUAUCUACGUCCCUGAUAAUGACCGUUGGCCGGAGAAGUUCCGGGGUAUCGGUAUCCGCAUCGAGGACAGCGUCUGUGUCGGAGAUGACAGUCCCAUUGUGCUCACCACGGAGGCAGUCAAAGAGGUUGAUGAUAUCGAGGCUCUCCGUGAUUAGGGGUCGAGGACCGCAGUCGUGUAUACAUAGAUACCCUUGCAUAUGAUUGUAAAAUAGUGAACCGGAUAUUGGAAGGAAGUAAGCAGUCCAAGGCCAGGUUGAGUAAAAAGUAAACAGAGAAGAAUCCG